AUGCCACGUCUGAGGACUGUGCAAUCUAAAGUGACCAAGUCACCACGCCGUCCUUUCGAGAAGGAGCGUCUUGACCAGGAAUUGAAACUCAUCGGUGAGUUCGGAUUGAAGAACAAGCGUGAGGUGUGGCGCGUCAAAUAUACUUUGGCCAAGGUCCGUAAGGCUGCUCGUGAGCUCCUUACCCUUGAGGACAAGGACCCAAAGCGUCUCUUCGAAGGAAAUGCCCUUCUCCGUCGUUUGGUCAAGAUCGGUGUGCUCGACGAGGGAAAAAUGAAGCUCGAUUACGUUCUCGGUCUUAAAGUUGAGGACUUCCUUGAGCGCAGACUUCAGACCCAAGUCUUCAAGCUCGGAUUGGCCAAGUCCAUCCAUCAUGCUAGAGUCUUGAUCAAGCAAUUCCACAUUCGUGUCCGCAGACAAGUCGUCGACGUUCCAUCCUUCAUUGUUCGUCUCGACUCACAGAAGCAUAUCGACUUCUCGCUCCAAUCACCAUACGGAGGAGGUCCACCAGGACGUGUGAAGCGACGUGCCUUGAAGAGAGGUGACGGAGGAUCCGCCGAGGAGGACGAUGAGUAA
Caenorhabditis bovis is the source of this 573-nucleotide messenger RNA. The record is from the annotation of a GenBank genome assembly. NCBI's taxonomy places the organism in Eukaryota, Metazoa, Nematoda, Chromadorea, Rhabditida, Rhabditidae.